Messenger RNA from Oncorhynchus kisutch (coho salmon), 6344 nucleotides. RefSeq names its product nuclear receptor coactivator 7. The coding region runs from base 1103 to 3355 and encodes 750 amino acids. The record is from RefSeq and is a predicted model, not a curated record. NCBI's taxonomy places the organism in Eukaryota, Metazoa, Chordata, Actinopteri, Salmoniformes, Salmonidae. Gene Ontology annotation, biological process: regulation of transcription by RNA polymerase II; response to oxidative stress. The transcript is spliced from 16 exons. Gene Ontology annotation, cellular component: nucleus.
CUGUAACGUUACAUGCCUCUGUAGGAUCCAUAUGGCACCGCCGACCACAUUUCGGAUCAAGCAUAAAUUGUCUCUUAAAUGCGCUGCAUGUUCAAUCUGAGGUCUGCAUUGGCCUUGCAGCAUUUACAUGAUAUUGUCUCUGCAGAAGUCAGGGAGUGCAUUCAUAUUUCUGCUUCGCAGAGCUAUAUGGGAGGUCCUGUAAAACAAACUAACUUCAUUGACAAUUUAUUUUACAACUACUCUGCUCGGCGAAACGGAAGAAGUAUGAAUGCCCUGACUUCUGCAGAGGCCGUAUCAGCUGCACGGCCAAUGCUGAUGGCAGAUUGACCAUGGAGCGCCUUUAACCUGCUACGAAAAAGUUACGUUUGGUUUUAACUGUACCCACUCUAGUCAAAACCGUGUUUUUCUCCAGAAUUUGAGCAUCAACGAGCGAAGCGAUCCAAUGAAAGCGCUUCGAGUGGCAGAAGGCAUGUGCUAGGCCUUUUGCGGAAUGUAUUUAUAAACUAUAUAUAUUUCCCAAAGGUAUAAGCCACUCCAGUUUUCUAUUCUAAUAAAGGCCAUGUUAUUUUCUGCGAAAGUUAUGUAUAGGCUUUUUCUAUCUGCAAUUAAUUAGUGCAACAAACCAAAGUCAUUUUGAAAAGUUACCUUAGUAAUCUAUGCUAUUUUAAGGCGUUUGUAUGGGGAAUUUAACAACAUGUGGGGUUGGAUUGAUUAUUACAGUGAGUUAACCGUUAUUCCAGCCUUGCAAUGAUUCUGCUCAACCACGGGCCCUUUAAAAAGGAUGGAGGAUGAGGGAAAUAGGCGGAGCAUAGAUGCUCAACGUGUUGCUGUUGGCGCUGCAGUAUUGAGCUCUACUCUGCAGUGCUAUCACAGUCUACAGUAACACCGCAAUAUGAAGUCUGCCGAAAUCACCCGCUCUCCAUCAACAUUCCGGGCAGUCUUUGUGACAGGUAUGAUUACGGGUGCCUAAUAACCAUGGGGACCCAACAUAGGAGGACGGAUGCCAGCUGAGCCCCUCAACUCACCAGACCAUCGCUGUUGUCAAUAUCCCAGAAUUGUCAGCUAGGCCCCUAAGAAGGCCUUCUUGCAAACCCUUGGAGCCAUGGAACACAAAAUACAACAGAGGGACAAAAACAAGCCCAGCUACUUUGGCAACGUCAAGACCAGACUGGGGUCCAAACUCCCUGUUGGGGACACCCAGUCCCCCAGGUUAAUUUCCGGACCCUUGGAGACAGGGCCUCAGACCGACCCAACCAAGGAGGCCAGGGCCAGCGGUCAGGGCCACCGUGCCGUGGGGCGUCCCCUUGACCACGUCCCCCACAUCCGGAACCCCCGACUGCGACAGUAUUACCUCCAAGAGCCUAGAUGUGGAAUGGAGGGAACCAUGGCCAAGUCCAAGGGCAGAGAUCACCUGUCAGAUGACAAGGUAGACACUAUGGCUCAACAUGAAUACACGGUGUUCAGUGUCACCUCCAAGUGCAAUAGCCUGGCUGAUCAGACUAAGCUGAACAGGCAGCUCUCCAUCUCUUCCUCCCUCAUCUCCCGGCAGAACCUCCGCGUUCCCAAGAGUAAAGGCUCUGGCCAAGGCUCAUCUCCCGCAGUGAUGCACCUUGACCCCAACCUCAGGCUGGAGCCAGAGUUGGACACUAACCCAGGGCAUGGGCUUUUUCCGGCCCCAUCUGCCAGCCCUCACUCCCCGUCACCAGAUGCAGAGUAUGACAAACUACUGGAUGUGGAGGCGGUGCCAAUGCCUGACGGACAGCUCUGCCUACUGGCCCUCCCUCCCGAGUGCUCCCAAAGGGAAGGGCAAGCCGCCAUGCCAUAUCUCAAAUUGUUCAGCCGCUACAUCACUGACCGCAAGGGUGUGGUUUCUGGUAUCUUGCUAGUGACGUCCAAUAAGAUCUUCUUUGACCCGUGUAAGACCCACCCGUUGGUGAUGGAGCACGGCUGUGAGGAGUACCUGCUGUCCUGCUCAGUGGACAGCCUGGACUCUGUCUCGUUCUACUCGGACAUUUCCCACGUGCACUUCAACACCUCCACACACAGGUGGAAAGGAACUAAAAAGACCCAGAAAACGGUCUCCAAAACUGGCAAGACGCUCCAGCAGGGUGGGAGGCGAAGCAGCCGUAGCCCACAGCACAAGGGGGAGACUGUCCCAGUGCUGGUCUCUGCUGCUACGUCGGAGCUGAGGUCUGCCCUGGCUCUCAGCCUGGUCCAAGGGUUCGCUGAGGAGGAGAGUAGCAGUGACAUGACUCAGGCAGAGAAGCAGCUGGAGGGGAAGGGAAGCCCACUGGAAGAGCUGGUUGUGCAGUCAUCCGGGGCUGAGCUGAGCAGUGCUGCCACCUUUUGUUGUGGAGGACAAGUGGCAGCAGGGACGAAAAAUCUAGUGAGAAUGGAGCAGGUGGACAGAGAGGGGACGGAGAAGGAGCAGUCUGUGAGGAAUCGGAUGUCAGGCUUCUCUAGACCUUCAGGGACUUUUGGGUGUCUCAUGUUUGUCAGGCUGCGGCUCCAGGGGUCCGCUGGUAAGAAGGGUGUGGCUGCAGGCUUGCAGCUGGGGACAACAAAAACCUUACCCCGGAGGGAUGCCUGGUUCGCCUUUUCCCAGGAGAGCUCAGACGAGCUCUACGCCUAUCUGAGCCACUGGAGGCCUGACCUAUGCGUACUGGAGGGAGGGUCGGAGGAGGGGGAGGGCGACAAAGACGAGUUUGUACUGGUUGACAACGGGGAGGAGGAGGAAGAAGUGUCCAAGAACCACGGACGGACUGGGGAGGACUGGGAGAUGGUGUCAGUGGAGGAUGGUGGCGGGAGACUACCUCUGGUCAUGGACAAAGAUCCAGAGGGACUGUGUGAGAUUGUGGAGCAGAGUCGCAUCUUGGACGCAACGCUUGUCAGAGAGCUCUCAGCCGAGUUGCCUCCCAGGACAGUGGGCCACAUGUGGCAUCUGGCCUACAGCACUUCUCUUCACGGCUCCAGCCUCAAGUCCCUCUACCGGAAGCUGAACGGCAGUGACUCGCCUGUACUCAUGGUCAUCAAGGACUCGCUCAAUCAGGUGUUUGGGAGCUUUCUCUCUCACCCACUGAGGCCGAGCGAGACCUUCUAUGGCACAGGAGAGACAUUCCUCUUCAUGCUGCAUCCUCGAUUCAAGUGUUUCAGAUGGACAAGAGAGAACUCCUUCUUCAUAAAGGGAGACCUGGACUCUUUUGCUAUCGGAGGAGGAAGUGGUCACUUUGGCCUGUGGCUGGAUGAGACGCUGUACCUGGGCAGGAGUAGCCCCUGUUACACCUUCAACAACUGCUGCCUCUCAGAAAGAGACGACUUCCACGUCAUAGAGCUGGAGGUGUGGACAUUCUGGUGAAGGCCUGCCCUCUUCAACUUGCCUAGCAACACCCACUCAUGAUGCCUGGCUGUCCAAUGACUGCUUUAAACAAGACUCUAGAACAAUGAGUUGGAUGUACCUCACUAUUUUGACUUAAUUCUUAAUUCCCCCCCCCCCCCACACACACACACACACACACACACACACACACACACACACACACACACUCUUUCGCAGGUUGGUAUGGUCCUCACGGUCAUCUGACUCUGCCUUGUGGAUACUGUAGUUCAGUGGUGGAAUUCACAUCUUCUAGCAAUGGAUCUCCAUCUGAAGGCCUACCUGCAUGUGUAAGCCUGCAUUUCCACCCCAGCACAAUUGGCACUGUUAUUCUAGCACCAUUUUUUUUUUUUUUACACAUCUUUUUUGCUGCCUGUGAAUCGCUAACCUGAAGGUGGCUGUCUCUUUUGUAAAAUGGAGGAACUGAAAUUCGAAGAACUAGGGGCUCACUAUGCCCCUUUUUGCAUAUAGACCAAAUUAUAUGAACUGAUGUACACAUUUAGUCAAAGCGAACAAAAAAAAGGACUUGGGGGAACAUGGUCUAACCUAAAUAUUUAUAGAAAUGUUUUAUGUUACCCAAUCAAACAAUACAUGAAAGUUGCUGUCACUGAUCAAAAGUUAGAUCUAUGUUCCCACAAUAUAACAAGUAGACAAAAUGUGGCUAAUGUUAUUAUAACAUGUCUUUAUCUGAUACUUUUUGAGAAACAUCGAUUUCAUCCAGUGGUCAUUGCAAGCUUACGGGACUGAAAAUAACAAUCAAGACUCAAUCUAUUUUUUUUUUUUUUUUGCACAAAAUUAGGCACAAAUAGUCUAAGGUUAUUUCAAGGGGAUGACUACCUCUGCAAUGCUAACAUGUGCCUACAUUGCAGUGCUUAAAAGGAAAGAUUCAACUAUUUUGAAUGUUUUAUUGUAUUUGUGCAUCUCUGAGCGAUGUUCUAUCAAUUCCUAGGGUCCUUUCAUGUUUAUCUGAGCUAUUUGCUGUUCAAGCAGGCAAAAAAAUACAGCCUGCUUGAACAACGACUAGCUCAGAUACACAUGAAAGGACCCUAGAAAUUGAUAGAACAGUGAUGCACAUAUGAUAUAACAUUCAAAAUGGGUGAAUCUUUCCUUUUAGAGGAUGGAGAAAUUACAUUUUGUUAAGAUAUUACCUGUUUCAAGUGUCAAUGUACACGUGGUAGAACCCGAAGAAUAUCACUAAAUCCAUUUAAUCUCGCUCUUAAUAACUGUUGCUUGUGUUAGAUAAUCUUUGGUGUAGUCACACUUUAAAUUCUGAUCUCAUGGGUAAGGUGUUUAAUUAACCUGUAGUUCCAUAACAUGAGAUCUACAUCAACAAUGUUUUUGCUUCAUAGGAAAGCAAUUACAUUACAAUUGUGCCAGCAAUCAACUUUUUGUGUUUCCAUGACAGCUGUUGAUGACCUCGGGAACAGAGCAGGCGUGUUGCCUGCAGAAGUUUUAGCAAUGACAUCAGGCCUUGGCCAGCCAACUUUGGACAUUCAGGCAGGCCCUCAAACUGCUAAAACUCCAGAGGGAAUGACUUGACCUGCUCUGCCACUCCAACAAUGACUGACAAGUAUUACAUAAAUCUAUGGUUCUUUACAUAUUGCAAAACAGUGCUUAUUAAGAAAACACUAAUUAGUACAAUGCAUUAUGGUGUGUGCUUGUUUUGGUGUGAACGUUUCAAGUGAGUAAAACAAAUUUGAACUCACAACAAUUAAAUAUGAAUUGGUCAAUAGUAUCUAAGACCAAAGCGAUCUUUUAAAAGCUGGCUACUUUUCUGACUGAUGAGAAGUAUGUCUACUUGAACGUCUAGCUAUUGAGUUCAGUUAUAGAAAAAACAUGUCUAAAGCAUAUGUCUUCAGAAGGGCUCAACUGGUAUAGCUGCCACGGUCAUUUGAAGAGGUUCUUGUAAUACUGAUCAUGUUGGAUGCUAAUGAAACAACCUGAAAAGUUGCCAGCGCCGAAGGAAUCGGAUCCCUACACAGAAGUUAGACGUUUAGCGUUUCAUUUGAUCAUUAUCCUUCAGAGGAAUUACCCUAAUUUACAAACACAAAAUUGACUGCUGUCAGCAUUUACUGUGCUAGGUAUUCCUUAGCUUUCUCCAGCCCCUCUUUGAGAAAAGAAAGUGGCUGUAAGUCACAGUGGAGGGGUCCUCGAACCCCCCCCCAGAGAAGCUAAAUGUGGCAUCUUCCUGAGGCUUCAUGGACUUCUCGUCCAGGAAGUAAUUGGCAUCGAUGUGGUGGACCUAGAGUCAUUAGGGGAAAAAUUAAUUCAUUUUCACACAACCUUUUAUUGGCGUUUUACUUGGGUCUGGCACAGGAUCCAGUUACAUUCCCUUAAAGUGAUGGUUCAGUUUUAUUUCGAAGUUUUGGCUUAUUUUCGACUUCCCUAGGCUGUUGUUGUUUCCUCCAAACCAGUUAAAUUAGUUAAGUAUCCAAAUCAAAGUUUAUUGGUCGCACAUAUAGAUUUGCAGGCAGGGUUGGGUAGGUCACUUUCUAAUUGUAAACCGUUAGUCAAGUUUAAUCUGAUUCCUUUGUUACAUUUAGAUUAAUUUCCCCUUGAGGCAUUACACAAAUUAAUUACAAAUCGAAUGACACCUACUGCAGGAUAAAUCCAUGUUAGUUUACAUAGCUGGUCAUAAAUGGAUGUUGCAUUGCACUUUGGGUUGGUUUUGUAGGCUUCUUCUAUCCCAUUGCUUUCUACUACAGAUAAUAAUACAAUUUAGAUUAUCUUUACAUUAAAAACCAACGUCUGUCAGAUUUCCAGUCAUUCCAAUUCAUUUAAUACCCCUUGAUCUUCAAGAAUAUGACUUGGAAAUAUGGAAGUAUAGAUUAGCCAAAUUGUUACACCUGAGCAUAACCCCAAAAUGAAGGACUUAUUAGCUAGCCCUACUCUUGUUGUUUACGAUUUUGUUUUCAUGGAGGACUGAUUGCGCAUUGCUUCGAGUUGAAAAAUAAAUGCUGCUCUCAUGGAA